Messenger RNA from Platichthys flesus (European flounder), 6024 nucleotides. RefSeq names its product bcl-2-modifying factor-like. Gene Ontology annotation, cellular component: myosin complex. The record is from RefSeq and is a predicted model, not a curated record. Gene Ontology annotation, biological process: apoptotic process; positive regulation of apoptotic process; negative regulation of autophagy. The coding region runs from base 166 to 660 and encodes 164 amino acids. The transcript has 4 exons. Lineage: Eukaryota; Metazoa; Chordata; Actinopteri; Pleuronectiformes; Pleuronectidae.
CGCGGCGGAGCUGCUCCACAGAAUGGACGCGGACGAGGAGCCGACACGGACUUAACCCACUUCACUGAGCAGGAUACUGAGCCCACUGCCCCCUUCCCCCCGAACACUGUCCUCACACAACACCGAGGUCCGGCUGGGUGGUUGCUUUUCUCCUAGUGCCCUCGUAUGGACGAUGAGGAGGAUGAUGUCUUUGAGCCAGACCCCCACUGCUGGCGCACCCCCUUCAGGGAUAUAAAGUGUGAAGACCGGGGCACUCAGACACCUGGCCCGGGCCUGGCACUGCACAACGGCAUGCUGCCGUGUGGAGUCGCAGAUGAGCCCAGACCACUCUUCUACGGCAACGCAGGUUUUCGAUUGCACUUCCCGGCACACUUUGAGCUUUUUGGGGAUCAGGAAGCGAGGCGGCAAGAAAGCCAAGAGGAGCGAAACGGGAUGGAGCAGCUUCCCCGGCAGCAGCAGCCUGUGGCGCACAGUGUGGAGGCCUGCAUAGGCCAGAAACUCCAGCUGAUAGGAGACCAGUUUCACCGGGAACACCUACAACUGUAUCAUCGAAACCAAAGGAAUCGGGGGCCGCUGUGGUGGCGCCUUGCCGCGGCUCUGCUCAGCCUUCUGUUUGACAGGGGGCUCUUCGCCGGAGGAGGUGGAGCAGUCCGGAGGUGAGGGGAUGUCUUCCUCUUGCGUCCCUUUACUUCAUCUCUAUGAGGAACUGGACUCCUAAUGGCACUGUCGAAUCUAACACGGGUCUGUUUUUUGGGGGGCGAAAGAAUGGAGACAAAAGGUCACCGCGGGACGGAGACAACCAACUUUUAUAAAAGAAAAGGUUGUGUAAUUUUUUUUUCUUUCCAAGAAGAUGCCAUGAUUCUCCGAGAUUCCUCUACAGGACAAUGUUCAUAUUUUCAUAUACGUGUGGCGUAUUGGUUUUGUACAGUACUUCGUUCUUGUUAAAUUUUUUGCACUUCAACAUGUAUCCAUCUUAAAUGACCUCCACAGACCCUGGGAAAGCCUUAUUCAAUGUCUUCUGCCAGAGAGAGUAUUGAGCAAUUACGACAGGCGAGAUGAGAUGGUUACGGAAUGUGGUGUGAGGUUUAUUUUUUUCUUUCUUUUCGAAGAUUCCCAGGUGAUCAGUCAAGUUGAUUUACUAAUUUUCCAAAGAGGCAACUUCUCAGAACAAAGCAUUUUGCACCCCACCUCAAUGGAACAUUUUCUCUUUUAAUUUUCUUUUACUUUUUUCUUUGUUUUCUUUGUCCCCCAUCCACUUCAGAGUAGCGCUAAGUUUGAAUAUCAUCCCUCAGCAACCUUCAAAACAUUGGAAACAAAGGAAAGUUUACGCACAUGACUAAGUCAGCACACCAGUAACUGUGAUCUAAAUAAUAUGUUCAGAGGAAGAAUUCAUUAGUCAUUUGCUACAUGUCAAACCAUUAGGUCAUUAGGUUGUAAAAAAGUUUCGGGGUGGAGUCUCGAACAUCACCCACUGGUCUAACAAGCCUGGUGACUGCCAGCAAACCUGUCCACAACAACAGACUCAAAGAAAAGACGCUGUUAUCACAAUUAGGAAACAGUGGUGGAAAGUAACUGAGUUCAGUUAUGAGGUAGAUGUACUUUACUUAAGGAUUUCAAUAUUAUUCUACUUUAAAAGUUCACUACUUCUUAGUAGUAGAAGUGCUUGUUUCACAGCUUUAGUUUCUGGCUGGUUUUAAUAUGGAGAUGUUACACAAUUAAUAAUAUAACAUUUAAAAUAAAAUAAAAAAUUUACGUUAAACUGAAAUUUUUAUUCUGAAGUCUUCAAAAAGUUGAUGUGUUGCCACAUUUAAGUUAUUUUUUAAUUUCAACAUAUGUUCAAAUGAUCGGUUAUCUCACCAAAAUAAGAUACAAAUUAAAAAGUAAAAGUAGAAAAUAGGAUAAGAUAAAACUUUUAUGCUACUUCUUUCCUUUCCCAUUAACCAGCUGAUAUAGAGAUGUGUGACUUUUAGAUUGACCAUGUUCAUAAAACUGUACAUAAAGCUACACCAGUAACAUGCGGCUUCAAUAUUAAUACUGUAAUGAUAUCAAACAACAUAAUAUAGACCAAAACCACAAUUUCAUUUCUUUUACUACACUGUGCUGCUUAUUCUGUUUACUUAAGUAGCAUUAAUGUAUUGCAUCCAAAUAAAGUAGCUGAAAACCUCUUCCACCACUGAGGACUAAUGAUACUGCAAACAAAUAUAUUUAGUAAAAAACCUGUUGUUAGCUAUAAUUAAUAGGUUUUACAUCAAUUUAUAAGAACUUUAUUCCCGUAGGAAUCAGACAUAGUUCAUUUGGUUUUCACAUUGAUUCCCGGUUUUCAAUGGGUGUCUGUUACUGUACAAUGCAGAGGUAGGUACAUUUAAUGCAUAUGAAUUAGCUAUCUGUUAUUCAGUGAUGUCCUGUGGACACUGAACAGAUAUUUAGAUUCAAGUUGAGGUGUGCUGUCUUUUUUGUGCGAAAAACUUUUGAAGCACUGUCCAUUAAAUUAUAAUAUUAGAGGAUUUAGUUGUUUGAGCAAAGUAACAUUUGAUUUCCCCAAAUUAACACAACCGGGAUAUUUUGACCAAGUCUGCCUUCAUGAUUUUUUUCCCCCUUUAGUUUUAGCUGUGUUCUUUUCAUGUGAUUGUUUUCGGACCUCCAUGCCCUUGAAGUGGAGCUGUGGAUCCACUGUUUUUGCACUAGACUUUUCACCCUUCAAGAGCUCAGAUUGUUACCAGGCUAACCUCUGUCUUGCAUGAAGGUUUUUCUGUUACGACUCCUCUUCAUGCCACAACAUUUCAGACUUACUCAUUCGCAUGUCCAAUCAAUUUCCGAGAUCCGGCUUAACACAGUCUGGAAUCUGGAUUGGACUCACAAAGUUCACGCACCAACCCUUUCGGGCUACAACAUCGCCACCUGCCUCGGUUGAAAGGUUUUCAAAGUUCGGGGUUGCUUUACAACGCCUGUGCGUGUUCUGAACACCAAACAAUGCUCCAUAUUCAAUCUGUGAAACAGAAUCUCCCCCCUCAGGCAACCUGUACAGGCUUUUUACAUCAUGUAAUAUCCUGACGGGUGAUCUUAUAUUGUGUUUGGUGCUUAGAACCAGAUUGGGGACAUUUUCUUUUAAUAUACUCAGUAUAACCACCACUGACUCAGCAGACAACCAGUCUCUGAAAUGAAACAAAAGUGAAAAAGACUGUAAUUAUUUUUGAAUUAUGAAUAUGUUUAAAGACACUGUUGAAGAUGCUGUUUGUUGUAUGUUUUCCAUUGCUGAACCCUGGCCAAUGUUUGGACCCGAGGAGCAGUACAUAUCAGGGGUCUGUAAUUACUUGCUCCUUACAAUGUGUCAAGUUUAUCACUGCAUAAUUAGGGUUUCCUCUCAUUUUCUUAAAGAUGUCUCAGGGACAGACUUUGUGGGCUACUGGUAACCUUGAGAAUCUGUUACACGUUUGGAAGGAGAGCUGCGUUUUUCACCCGUUUAUUUAUGGCGAACCCCCUCCCCCCCCGGGCGUUUCGUCAACCCUUCAUUUCAUUUCAGUUUAAAAUGAGCAAUGUCGCAGCACACACAAUAUACAAGGGUACAGUUUGACUUAGGAGUCUGAGGCUGACUUGUUGACUGUGGUGGUGACGGGGGGCUGCUGAGCAUGUAGUGAAUAGGCGUGUGAGGUGCACUGAAUGUGGUUGUGGUUAUAGUUUCCUGCGGAUCGUGAACGCUGAGCCAGUCCCCGUAGUUCCCCCGUCUCACCACUGGCUCUUGACUUCCUCUGUGCUGCUCCUUCAUUACAUGGAUGUUGUUCAUCGGCUCAUUUUACUUUGUAAUUUAUUUCAUUUUCUUUCUUAUUUAUUUUUUUGUAUAUCCUUGCCCAUUUCUACUGUAUACACUUGUGUGUGCAUUACUUCAAAUUUUCUGUUGCUUAGUUGUUUUACUUUGGUCUCUGACUUGUAUGUGCUUCAUGUGAUAUGACCCCAAAAUCUACUUUUUUUUUGUGAUAAUCUUCCUGUGUAGGUUUAAGGCUGUAACAAGGUUGUAGCUAUGGUCACUUUAAAUUCAUAUUGGUACUUUUGGAAAGCGUAGUACCCACAAUGCAUUUACAACGACCAUAGUUGACAACAUCAAGCCUCUUACAGUCACCUGCCAAGCUUGCAGGCCUGCAGAGUGUUGAACAAGCUGCUUUCAGACAGUCACUGAAGUCGGGAUGUUCUCCUGAAAUGUUCCUGGAGGGUCUACGUGUGAGAAUGUGUCUGAGUCAGUCGCUCUGGACAUUUUCCUCCCACCAGCCCCCCCACACUCAAAUUUCAGGAAAAUGUCAGAGUGAGCCGAUGUAAGAAUACAACAGGAAUGUGUCUGGAAAAUUCAAAAUAAGAGACAAAACUGGACCCGUAGAUAUAUCUCAGGAUGAAAAAGAGGUGCAAUACACAUUAAAAGACAUAGACAAUGAUUUCUUAAUUUGACAAUGACAUUUGAGAGCUUUUGGCGAUACUGGCCUGUGCUGUUGUCGCGAGGUAAAAAAAAACGAAUGACAUCAUGCAUGCUCUCUCCAGGCGCCACCCCUCGCCAGAACGUUUUGGACAUUUUCCUGUUGUUGUAAACGCAUCUGACUCAGACAAGGCAAACCACGGAAAAUAACCAGACCUGAUUUAAUGUACAUUUUCUGUAAAUGUCACGUCUGAAAGCAGCUCUAUAUUUUUUACUUAAAAAAGAGGAUUUUGGGUUCAGUAUUGUGAUUUCCCAGAGAUGAGCCCAACUAAUUCGGCCCUUUUGUCAUCAUCUCCCACAGCUUGAUUCACCAGUCGUCAUGGUCACAUUCACAAUAUGUUGUUUAGCAAAGCAGCGGCAUCAACACAGUUUAACCUCUGAAUGAGUCAUUCAACCCCCCCCCCCCCCCCUGAUAGUGACACAGACGUCAUUGGAAGUGCUUCAAAUCACACAUGUAAAAAACAGGUUGCCUUCAUAUUCCUCUCAAGUCACAGGGCGUUAAUGUUUGUGUUCGAUUCUUUAAAUCUUGAUCAUUGUGUUGUAAUCAACAUGCACUGGAAAGUACUUUGUAUCUAGAGAUCCCAUGGGACCUUUAUAUGUCGUGUGUUAAUGUAUAGUAUACACUCUGGAUUGUUUUCUUGGGCUAAUCUUGCCGUGUGUCAGCCGUCUAUCUGUGACCAACUGGCUCAGGAUCGAUGGCCUGUUUGAUCUUAUUGGAAAGGGAUACAAGCCACCGUGGUGCCCUGUAUGUUAGGUUGAGGUUCCCAAACUGCACUCACCACAUGACAUGUGAGUGUGGGGAAUCCCUAGAGUGGGAUACAUAUUUUAUGGAAACCGCAGUGUCUUGAAUUUUUGUAGUCCACUUUAUAUAAAUUUGAAGUUUUUGAGGAAGGUUUUGAUUUUGACAUUUUUUUUAAAUGGUAACAUUUCUUCUUCAUUGUCUUUCUUAACUUUUUUAAAAUGUAUUUUCUUAAGAAAAAAAAGGGUCUGCUUUUAUAAGAACAGUUCAUAUGUGUAAGAUGAUUUUUAAUAUGAGUAGAAUCCUUUUGAAGUUCAUGAGAUCAAGGGCAUUUUUUAAUGAAAAAAUGAACUUGCAACAUUCCUUGCACAUCUCAUUGCCGUGUAUAAACGAAGCCAAGCAAACCAAAAUAUUUCAUGGUUAUUGUUGAUUUGGCUCAGGAGCUUAUAGCUAUGAAAUAUCUGCCCUUCUUACAGAACAGAUAAUGUGUACAUGUAUUUCUAAAAACCCUGGAAUAUGCCUUUAACUGCUCAGUUUCAGAAAAGUCUUGAUUAUCACACACUCUCUGUACACCAAGAAACGAGACCCAGCGAAAAUGUAGCAUUUUUGUAAACAUUGACUGUGUGUUGUCGAGACUCUACUGUGCACUCAUUUUUGUGUGUUUAUAUAUACUUUUGGUUGUUGAUAUAAUAUGGAAGUAAAGACAAUUUGUUAUGUAGUGCAAUAUGCUGUACAUACGGAGCUUUGCUCUACAAAUCUUUUUUUCUCCUGGAUUUCUUGUUGUUUAUUGGUACUUUUUUCAAUAAAAUUUUAUUGAAGGUUUCAA